Molecule: messenger RNA, 4639 nt
Organism: Gadus macrocephalus (Pacific cod)
Lineage: Eukaryota; Metazoa; Chordata; Actinopteri; Gadiformes; Gadidae
Product: potassium voltage-gated channel subfamily D member 3-like
Biological process (GO): protein homooligomerization; potassium ion export across plasma membrane
Cellular component (GO): voltage-gated potassium channel complex; membrane; neuronal cell body
Molecular function (GO): protein binding; A-type (transient outward) potassium channel activity
Source: RefSeq, a predicted model, not a curated record
GCAGAGGUGCUGGUGGCGGUGGUGGUGGUGGGUGGAGGGCUCUUGGCGGCAUAAUGAGACGGGCUGACACAGAAGGAGACGCUAGUACUUUCUGGGUGAGAAGGAGCGCACUAGAGCUCCUGCACGACACCAACACUACCUUUUUAAUAUUCUUGGGGAAACGGCAGAAAAUCGAAAGUGCGUUUCGAGCUCUUAGCGAGCCAGUUUCACCUUAGUGGAGAUCGAUUUCUGAUUUUUCGAUCCGUAUUUAAUUGGACGAGCAGCGCCGUCGCGGGGUUCAGGACAAAGGUACAGGCGACACUCGGGUGGACUAUUCAGUCCAAAUGCAUCUCCAGAGGACCCGCGCUCUGGUACUGUGGACCCAUCCUAGGAUCCCUGUCACCCUUUCUCCUUGAGUCAGGACACAAUAUCGAUGAAAGUGGAUCUCAAAGCGAGAGGCGUGUGACGGAGGGAGCGGAAGACCUCCUGCGAGAGUCUCCUCCGACAUGGCAGGUGUGUCCGCAUGGCUUCCCUUCGCCAGGGCGGCAGCCAUUGGCUGGAUGCCCGUGGCCAACGGCCCCAUGCCUGUGGCGCCGAGGGACCACAGCAAGAGGAAGGACGAGCUCAUCGUCCUCAACGUCAGCGGCCGGCGCUUUCAGACCUGGAGGACCACGCUGGACCGUUACCCAGACUCCCUGUUGGGCAGCUCCGAGAAGGAGUUCUUCUUCAACGAGGAGACCAAGGAGUACUUCUUCGACCGUGACCCCGACUCCUUCCGGAGCAUCCUGAACUUCUACCGCACGGGUAAGCUCCACUACCCGCGCUACGAGUGUAUCUCGGCCUACGACGAGGAGCUGGCCUUCUUCGGCAUCAUCCCCGAGAUCAUCGGCGACUGCUGCUACGAAGAGUACAAGGAUCGCAAGCGGGAGAACGUUGAGCGUCUCCAGGACGACCAGGAGGAGAACAAGGACCUCAAGCUGCCCAACAUGACCGCCCGCGAGACCAUGUGGCGGGCCUUCGAGAACCCCCACACCUCCACCAUGGCGCUGGUCUUCUACUACGUCACGGGCUUCUUCAUCGCCAUCUCUGUGCUCACCAACGUGGUGGAGACGGUGCCCUGCGGCACCUCCACGCAGCAGAAGGAGGUGCCCUGCGGCGAGCGCUACACGGUGGCCUUCUUCUGCAUGGACACGGCGUGCGUGAUGAUCUUCACCGUGGAGUACCUGAUGCGGCUGUUCGCCGCGCCCAGCCGCUACCACUUCAUGCGCUCGGUGAUGAGCAUCAUCGACGUGGUGGCCAUCCUGCCCUACUACAUCGGCCUGGUGAUGACGGACAACGAGGACGUGAGCGGCGCCUUCGUCACCCUCAGGGUGUUCCGCGUCUUCCGCAUCUUCAAGUUCUCCCGCCACUCGCAGGGCCUGCGCAUCCUGGGCUACACGCUGAAGAGCUGCGCCUCGGAGCUGGGCUUCCUGCUCUUCUCGCUCACCAUGGCCAUCAUCAUCUUCGCCACGGUCAUGUUCUACGCCGAGAAGGGCUCGUCGUCCACCAAGUUCACCUCCAUCCCCGCCUCCUUCUGGUACACCAUCGUAACUAUGACGACGUUAGGUUAUGGAGACAUGGUUCCGAAGACAAUCGCGGGGAAGAUAUUUGGCUCCAUCUGUUCGCUGAGUGGGGUGCUGGUAAUCGCCCUGCCUGUUCCUGUCAUCGUCUCCAACUUUAGUCGCAUCUAUCACCAGAACCAGAGAGCAGACAAGCGCCGUGCUCAGAAGGUACAGAAAGCUCGGCUGGCCAGGAUACGCAUCGCCAAGACGGGCAGCACCAACGCCUUCCUGCAGAGCAAGCGCAGCGGUCUGCUGGACGAGCUGCUGGAGCUCACGGGCACAGAGGCGGAUGAGCAGAAGCUGAGUAAGAGCGUGUCUCUGUUGGAGAGUCAACACUACCACCUGCUGUACUGUCUGGAGAAAACCACAUCCCCCUCUAGCCGCAGCAGUUUGAACCAGAAGGCCGAGGACGGCGGCCGGGUCAACUGCCGGCGGGGCCAGGUCACCACGGCGAUCAUCAGCCUCCAGACGCCCCCGGCUCUGACCCCGGAGGGAGACGGCCUCCACGGGGCCCCCCACCAGCGCCGGCUGCCCCCUCCUCCCAUCCCCCCCCAGGCCCCACCCAGCAUCCAAACCAUGAGCAGCUCCCACAUAGUGAAGGUCUCCGCCCUGUGACUCCCCCACUCGAUCACUCUCCCCCAGGGGAGGCAGAGACCAGGGGGGGUGGGGGUGAGGGUGAAGCCUAAGAUAUCAUUAGCAUUGGCUCAACGGGGUCCCGUGUCUCUGUGUGCCGUCAGCCACCAGCAGGUCGCUGUGGCGGUGGAAGAGGAAGAAAGUAUUAGGGGUGUGAACUUGUCGUAUUCUGUAAGCCACAGGUAGAUGUAGAAUGAAUAUCUGGAUUUUUCCACUUCUUCUUCUUCAGUUGAAACGGGAGAUCUUGAGAAUUUGCCACUGCCGGUGCAAUCAUGGUAUUCCUUUAAAAUGUGACAGAGAGACACAUGCUGUUCCAUAAAAUAUGCUGAAGUAGAGGGAGUGGGCAUAAUACACUCUAGACUGUUUAUUCCUUUGAGGAUGGAUAGACACAAAGGAUUGACUUCAUAUGUGUUGUUUUUUAAUGUCUUCUUUGUCUCAACUCAACAACUUGAAAAAAAAAAAAGCAUAAUGUAAGUGAGCAUUUAUUUUCAGUAUUAUAUGCACAAAUACGUAAACUGUAUGUGUGUGUGUGUGUGUGUGUGUGUGUGUGUGUGUGUGUGUGUGGGUGUGGGUGUGGGUGUGGGUGUGUGUACGCACAAUUUUUGUAUGCGAGUGCAAACUAAACUUGACUUAACUAGACUUUUUAGAAGUAUAGACUGCAGUAACAAAAACCAAACAUAUUAAGGCAAGAGUCCACCUUUGAAAUGACUGGAGUAAUAAGGAUGACUUGUUCGUUAUUUGUCUUUUACGAUUAGGAAGACAGGAGAGUUUGUGACCUUCCCUGGCUCACUGCAAGACAACUUUAAAGAGACUAAUCUGUGAAGAUUCAAGAAAUGUGAAAACACAAACCAUUUCAUGAAUACAAUUAUUAGUAUUUGUUAUAACUGCUUUUUGUCGUGUGCGGAGUAGUGAGUAGUUAUGCCAUCUCGAAUGGCCUUGUGUUUAAGGCCGUUAAAGUGAAAUAUGAAUUUAAUUUGUAUUUCUUUCUUUCUUGUGUAUUCAGUGAUGUUGCAUUUUGUUUUUCGUUAACUUUUUUGUCUUUUUUUGGAUAUGACAAAGCAACAAACAUGGAUUCAGUUUCCAUGCAGUCCAAUAGAAAAUUAGCUUGUUACUUGUAACUAAAGAGAAAGAUGUAAUUAUUUGACUGGUUACAGAUUACCUGAAUCACAUCUGAUUCUCUGUAGUGGUUUUCAAAGGUUGGGUUGUAACCCAUUGGUGGACUAGAUAUUUCUUCAGAAGUAUACGGAAAUUUGUGGCACUUGCAGUAUCUUUGAAAUGGCACAAUGGUAUUUUUUAUGGUUCCAGCCAUCCAGACAGAAAACAUCAGUUCACCAUGAAUACAGUGGAAGCAUAAUGAGUUAAUUUUUGACCUGUGAUGCAAUUUUUUUACUUUUACAUAUUGAGUAAGCUAUAUAUGAGAUAUGUUGAUGAUCUCAGUGUGUACUAUAUGGAACGUUUUGGAACCUCGGCCAGCAGUGGUUUGUCACAAAUGAUCUAGCGCCAGGAGUAGGUCAUUUAUUUCCUUCGGUUGAUUUAGUCAUUUGAGUUGUUUUCAUGUUGUCUUACAGUGUGUUCAUUUAAAAAAUGUCAAAGUAUUAUUCCAUCAGCUGCCGUUAAAGCUCAGAAUGUUUUGUGGUCUAUCAGUUAUGUUUAUCUAAGGCUGAAUACAUCCAAAGUGUUUUGCUAGAUGCUUUCCCCUUUAAGGAAUAUGAGUGAGGAAUAUAACAUUGAAAAUGGUCUCUGAACCAAAUAAUUGAACGUUAAAUUCGAUCAUUUGAAUUGAACGUUAUAAUGAUGGGUGGGUUUUAGCCUAAAACCCACACAUCAUUUUAGAGUGGUCCAAUCUAGAACCUUUAGGUUGUCGUAAUCUAUGGACUUAGUCUUUUUGAAAUAGUGGUCCAAUGGACUAUGGGUACUCUCAAUAUUUAUUUGUCUUAUUUUGUAAUAAUUAUCUUUUGUAGGUUUUCCGAAAAAUAUACCAUGUGAUCUUUUGGGUAAGGCAGUUUUAUUUUGUGCUUAAAUUAUAUGCCGUAAUUUUUUUCAAGCAAUUUUUUCCAAUCAAUAAGCCAAACAAGUAUUUAGUUGGAAGAUUAUUUUCUCUCACUAUCAUGGCUGAACAUUAAAUAGGCCAUACCAUGUUUAAUGCACUUCUCAAAAGUGCUCGUAAGGCUGGUCUUCUGGGGGUUGUAUGAUGGACAGUAAGGCUUAUCUCAGUUCAGUGGAUUUUAGAGGGUCACUGUUUUUUAAAGUCUUGGCAAUUGUGCUCUUGUUUGUUCCUUAGCUCUCUUUUGUUUCCUGGCUUCUCCGUCCGUCGUGCUGCUUAUUUUCUAUGUUUGUUGGUGUUGUUAUCAUUGGUUAUCAUUUAGAUUUCACUCAUGUCCCAACAACUAUGAUGUGAUGAGAAAUUAAAAAGUGUCUCCAAUUGA